AUGGUGUCCGCUGCGAAGCUGCCAGGCUACAGUGCUGGAGGCGACUCUGGCUUGGGCGUCGAUCUCAGCGGCGCAGGAGGCCACGGCGGCGGCGCAGGAGGGGCUGGAAGCGUUUUCCCGUUCGUUUUCGUCGGCAGCGGAAACCUUCCUGCUAGUGCUAUUGGAGGCGCUGCCGGAGGUAUUGGCGGCGGCGCUGUUGGACAGGAAUACUCUGAGCCAAGCACAGGUCCCGUUGCCCCUGUUGUUACCGUAGAAGAGGUAUAUACUGGCCCAGGUACUGGUCCCGUUGACCCUGUUGUUGAAGAGGAAUAUACUGGUCCAAGCAUUGACGCUGGUCACGGUUCCGCUGACUCUUCUGCUGUGACUGUUGACGAAGAGUACAGCGGACCAAGCAUUGACGUCGCUCCCGUUGCCCCCGUUCCAACCGUUGAUGAGGAGUACACUGGGCCCAAUGAAGCCGCCCACGUCAGCCCCCCUGCUGACGAAUACAGCUCACCAAACCACUAA
This is a messenger RNA of Penaeus indicus, 507 nucleotides long. RefSeq names its product PE-PGRS family protein PE_PGRS18-like. Bases 1 to 507 code for a protein of 168 amino acids. The transcript has a single exon. The record is from RefSeq and is a predicted model, not a curated record. Lineage: Eukaryota; Metazoa; Arthropoda; Malacostraca; Decapoda; Penaeidae.